GAAAGGUGCGUUUGCUGACCUGGAAUCGGUGUAAUCAUGCAAUGUGCCAUUGUAACGUUAGCCAGUUAGCGCUAGCCACCACGCACCGUGCCCCCAGAGCGCCCGCUCUCUUUACGGCUGUCGCAGAGCUCUCAGCCUGUUGCUGUCGGUUGCUGUGGGGUCGGUGGUCUGCACAUUGUAUACCGUUUCCCACUGGCCUGGGGCACACCUGGAUAACGUUAAAGCACUAGGAAGCGGCUGCAGCCGUGCGGUUUGUGUAAAAAUACUGCGCUGUGCAGCAAAAGCCCGCGGAAGACAUGGAAGAAAUGCGAGAACCCGAAGCCGGGCACACGGUGGAAAACGGUAUCGAGGCUGAUCAACCGAGCUCAGGGAAACCCCACGAAAAACACAGUGCCGUUGAAGAUAGUGAUGGUACCGACGAUGAGCGUUCUCUCAGUCUCAAUCAGUUCUACCCCUACAUACGCUGUGCCCUCUGCAACGGCUUCUACAUCGAUGCCACUACCAUUACAGAAUGUCUGCACACAUUCUGCAAAAGCUGCAUCGUGAAGCACUUCUUUUACAGCAACCGCUGUCCAAAUUGCAAUAUAGUUGUACAUCAGACACAGCCACUGUACAAUAUCAGACCAGACAGACAGCUGCAAGACAUUGUGUACAAGAUGCUUCCAGAUCUGGAAGAAAGAGAGAGGGUGCGGAUGUGUGCUUUCUACAAACAGAGGGGUCUGGAGGUGCCCAAGCCAGUGGCAGUCACACACAUUGCCUCGGUGAAGCCUGGCAAGCAGAAGAAGGACCUGCUGCCCCAGUCCGUGUUCACCAUUCCCUCUGAGCUGGACGUGUCCCUGGUGCUGGAGUUUGUUGGAGCAGAGGAGGGCAUUGAAAACUACAAGCCGCUGGAGAGGAAGUACGUGCGGGUGUCCGGCGAGGCCACCGUCCGCCACGUGGAGCUCUUCAUCCGGAGGAAGAUGGAGCUCAACUCGGGCUGCCAGGUGGACGUAGUUUGUGGGGAGCAGCUCUUGGACGGGUACCAGUCACUGAAAGAAGUUCUGAAUUCCAUCGGAGCGAGUGCCUUACAAGACGGACUCCUGGUUUUGCACUUUGGCCUGGUCCUGCCCGCCCAGGCGUGAGGCGUUAGACGGAGUGACGGAGUCUGCCCAGCUCCACCUCGCCUGCAGCCAGCUACCCAAGAGCUACCUGGGCUUCUCAUCACACCUCCUCAGGCCUUCUCUCCUUCCUGCACACAAAGGACUACUCCUGUCGUCCGAGUCAGAAAGGACCGUAAACCAUAGACUUUGAUUAGUUCUCACUAUUUGAAUAUUUGUGGUGAUCCAAAAAUAUCUUUGCACCGUUUUUGUCCUGUUGGUAAUAAUUUGUUCUGGUUUUGACUUGACACUUCACUUUUGAAUAUAACUUUUGGCUUUAAUCAUUCCUCGUUCUAAAAUUUUAAUUUCCUAAUUAAGAUAUUCCAUUAAUGUUUCAUACAUUGUAAUUCUGUUCUCGUCCUCAGUGCCUGGGAGUUAAUGGGGAACGGAGGGAGUGAUGUUGGUAAUGUUUUUGUAGCAAGAAAGAUGUGAUAUUUAUUUGUCCGUUUGUUUUAUUAACUGUUUGUUUCCCCUUGCAAAUGUUCUAUUUCAUGAUCUUUCAGUUGAUAUGAUUUUAAUACACAGUUUGAAAGUCAAAGCUCUUCUUGUUUAUUCUAUUCUUGUGAAUGAAAUGUUGACUGCGUUUCUUAUGACUAGUUUUCAUUGAGAAAGAUUUGUUAAAUUCAGGGAAUGUUAAUACUUGUACCAAUAAAACAUUAUGCAGUUUCCGUUU
Conger conger (European conger) is the source of this 1809-nucleotide messenger RNA. RefSeq names its product polycomb group ring finger 6 (gene pcgf6). Gene Ontology annotation, biological process: regulation of transcription by RNA polymerase II. The transcript has 10 exons. The record is from RefSeq and is a predicted model, not a curated record. Gene Ontology annotation, cellular component: PRC1 complex. Lineage: Eukaryota; Metazoa; Chordata; Actinopteri; Anguilliformes; Congridae. The coding region runs from base 297 to 1121 and encodes 274 amino acids.